This is a messenger RNA of Scylla paramamosain (green mud crab), 2624 nucleotides long. RefSeq names its product gastrula zinc finger protein XlCGF8.2DB-like. The record is from RefSeq and is a predicted model, not a curated record. Bases 519 to 1631 code for a protein of 370 amino acids. The transcript has 3 exons. Lineage: Eukaryota; Metazoa; Arthropoda; Malacostraca; Decapoda; Portunidae.
CAUCAAGAUCAAGAUCAAGUCUUCUUUCUGCAAAACAAGUCAGAAAAGCUCCUCCGUAACACCUUCCCUGCCCUACACUGCAAGAACCAAGACACGCUCUUCUGUUGUCUCGUAGUUAACCAGCAUUUUUCUUGUUCUACGAGUUGGAAAUAGAAUGUCGUCGAAUGUCGACUCCUCCUGUUAAUCGUCCAGAUAAAUGACUGAUGGACAACCAACCAGUCCAAUGUCAAGACUGACCUUCAACCAUAUGGGAUAUGCUGAUCAUUCUGACCCAACCAGCAAUGAAUCAGUCAUGAACAAUGGAUGGUAAGCUGAUGAAAACCGGUCAAGUCUGUAAUUGAAGAUUGUUCCAGAUGGCAUGCCUACCUCCUGUAAGGGUUGUCUGAAGCAGUGACCACAGCUGCAUCUAAGCUUCCAGUACUGUGCAUGUAGCUCAAAGCAGCACUAGUGGCAGUUCUCUGCUGUAGACCAGCCUACAUAUUACUGUUGUGUGUGUGCCUCAUCUUAUUACUGCCAGAAUGGAAGAUUUAGAGAGGUACAAGUGUGCAAGGUGUGAAGUAAUCCUGCCAAGCAAAAGCCACCUCAUCCAGCACUCACUCUCACACAUUGGUGUAGCAGUGCAUGUGUGCCAGCACUGUGAUCAGCUCUUCAUGAGUGCCAGUGAUCUGGUGAAACACAGCCUUAACCACACGCGCAAACAUGAAUGCCGGGUGUGUGGCAAAGAAUUCACCCGUCGCAGUAAUCUGAAUCAGCACAUGUACAUCCACAAUGGUGAAAAGAGGCAUGUAUGUAAGAUAUGUGGCAAAGGUUUUAAUCAGAAAGGCAACCUUAUUAAUCACUGGAAUAGUACACACAGUGAUGUCAAGCACCAUUGUGGUGAGUGUGGGAAGGCAUUCCACCGCAAGGACAGCCUGGAUAAGCACAUGAACAUCCACACUGGUGAAAAAAUCUACCGCUGUUUUGUAUGUGAUAAAACAUUCCACCAAAAAGCAUACUUAACCAGCCACUUGAACAGCCACAGUAGUGUAACAAAGUACAAAUGUGAUGAGUGUGGCAAAGGGUUCUCAUACAAGACCAGCCUAAACAGACAUAUGAACAUGCAUGCCAAUAUCAAGAACUUCAGGUGUGACAAGUGUGACAAGACUUUUACCCGUAAAAGCCACCUCCUGGAACACAUAAACAGCCAUAGUGGCUUAACAUUCAACUGUGACAAGUGCGAUAAAACAUUCACCUACAAAAGCAGUCUGCGUAACCAUCUGCUGACCCAUGAUACAUCCCUGGAAAGCAAACAUAGGUGCAUUUUGUGUGGCAAGGCUUUCACUCACAAAACAAGCCUAACUCGCCAUAUGGACACACAUUCUGGGGUCAAGAAUUUUGAGUGUGAUGAAUGUGGGAAGACCUUCUCACGUAAGAGUCAUUUACAAGAACACAAAAACAGUCAUUUAGGCAUAAGCUUUGACUGUGAUAAAUGCAAGAAGAGUUUUGCUCACAAGAGCAGCCUUAAGACACACAUGAACACGCACCAUGAGAGUCUAAGUGUGGAAGGUGGUAGUGACAGUCCUACAAAUACCCACACCAUGGAAAGAGCAGAAAGUGGUAUUAAUGAGCCUAUAAAUACAUGCACCACUUAAGUCUAUAUUAUACAAAAACAAGUAUUAACAGGUUUAGAAAUGUAAGUCCUAAAUUCACGGAUAGAAAGUGGUAUUCAUAAACUUGCACAAAUUCUUCUGUUGCAAAAUUACUCAUCAGCUUACAUUUUUGUGUGAAUGAAGCAUUGUGCAAUACAGGUUUUGUGUAAGCCACAAUAGGCAUAUUUAAAAGAAGAUACCUGGACAGUUGGAUAGCUGUGUUGCAAGUUGAAAGAUACAUGGACAGUUGUAUUACAUGCUAAGACACAUUACCAGGUGUGUUGCAAGUUGAAAGACACAUGGACAGUUGUAUUACAAGCUAAGACAGAUGGACAGUUGUGUUACAAGCUGAAAACAUAUGGACAGCUGUGUUAUAAGUCAAAGGAUAUUUGGACAGUUGUGUUACAAAUGAAAUCGUUAAUUAUGUAAAAAUAUUAUUACAUAAUACAGCAUUAUUUCACGACAAAAUUUACAUGUUUAUAAACAAAUAACACUACAGUAAUAAUAGUAAAGAAGUUAAUAACGUAUUUAGAUGAUGAAAAUAUUAUGUAUUAUUAUAGAAUGUUAUCUUAGAAAGACAUUUAUAUGCAUAAUAAGAGAAGCAGCUUUGAGUUUAAGACAAACAAUAUGUAGCACUAGCUACAUUUAUAUGUGACUGCUAAUUUAGUAGUAUGGUAAGAACACCAUCUUUUCACCUUGUCAUUUGUAAUUAGGUCACUGGUUCAAGGACAGGUGUGAAUGAGAAGACCUUCCUCCCCUUACCAAACCACAUGAACUCAUCAUUGCAGAGCACAUUUGAAAGUCAUAUAUCACUGAUAGUUUUUGCUACUGAUUUUAUUUUUUUUUUUUAUGAAAAAAUAGAUUCCAUUAAUUGUGCACAAGAUAUUUUUCAUUUUACAUAAAUCUUCAUCUGAGGCAUGUACUGAAUUUUUGUCUUUAUUUUAAAGCAUUUUUAUGUUUUGCUUUAACCUUAUAAAAGUUUUUCUCCCUUAUUUA